CUUUUUCCCCUCCCUUGCUCUUAGUAUCUCCCCGUUCUCUCCCCGCCACCCUCUCUCAUUCCCGUUCUCCACUGCCAGAGGGAGAGAUGAUCGGAGGAGCAGAGUCUCAGUGAAGCGAGCGAAGCGAUGGAGAGAUGCUCCAUCUCUCUUGUCACACCACUGACCCCCCUCCUGUGCCUGCUGCUGAUCGCUCUGGUGCCCCAGCCCUCCACCUGUAACCCUGACGCCGAGGCGGAGGCCAAGGACCAGGUGGACGCCCUGUCCGUCCAACUUUCCGUCACGGCCCAGGUCACGCCUACGCCGCUGUGGGCGGUGGUCUGGGGUCCCACGCAGCCGCUGGAGGAUGAGACCUAUCACAUCCUCUCCAGCCAGGAAACAGACCCUCUGCACCCUCACGGGAACCAGCUCCAGGAGGUCAACACCGCCGGCUCAGAGGAAUGGUCCUUCCUAGACAGGAGCAUGCGACCGGGAGAAGAAACUCCGGUGGAGUCCAGGAAGAAGGGGGGAGUGAGGAGUGGAGGGACGGAGGCAGAGGGGACAGAGCCUGAGGAAGUGGACCCUCAGUUCUACGUCACCGUGACCAUCUCCACCCUCCUCAUCCUGACGGCGGUCGUCAUCGUAGCCAAACUCUGUUACGAUCGCAGCUGUUCCCAGCAUCCACCCCCGCUGUCUCGUGGCGCGGCCCCCCCCCCCACACUGGCUCUGCCUCGCUCCCUGACUUCAGAGGACAGCCGACAGACACUGCACAGCACCUCCUCCUCCUUCAACGACAGAGAGAGGAUCCCAGUUGUUAACCUCUGAGCUGACACUCUCUCCAUCUGGUAAACAUUUGGCGGCGGCCUGUGGCGGAGCAUCAACACGGCCGGAGGACGUUCAGUCCACAGUCUGGUUGGUGGGUUCCAGGAUCCCAGGUCUCCAGCUGAAAGUCAUUGGCUUCCCUCAGAUAUUACCCCCCCCGACCCCCCCCAAAACACAAAAUCCUGUUUGUUGAGCGUCAUCUUCCCGAGUGUCCCUGAGACGCAGACACCUCCUCCUCCUCCUCCUCCUCCUCCGGCUCUGAGGAGCAGCUGAUCGCCCUGCGCUCUCAGCCCGACGUGACUAAUUGACAAAGAAGCCGUUAAACCGCUGCGCGGCAUCACAUUAGCUCCACGACAGCCUCGAAACAUCCGACCUGUGCGUCGACGGCGGCGAUUCAUCUGAACGCGUGACGCCGUCAACGCUAUCUCCAGACGAACAGACUGUUGUUCUGUGAUGGACCAGCUCCGCCCCCGCCUCCUCUCAGCAUCUUCAAACACAUUAUGGGAUAUUUCGCCCGGCGUCAGCCAACAGGCGAUGAGUUUAACACGUCACGCUCCAAAAACCUGCUUUUGUUCCCCGCCCCAGAUGUUUGGACCGCUUGAGUCUGGCUUCGUCCUCCGACUGUUACGUCCUCGGCUGCGUCUCCGUUCUUUCCUCCUGAUUUGUUCUCUUAAUUAUCUGCCUGUUGUUUAUCCCACUGUUGAGCCUCUGCCCCCCCCCCCCCCCCCCGC
Molecule: messenger RNA, 1529 nt
Organism: Cynoglossus semilaevis (tongue sole)
Lineage: Eukaryota; Metazoa; Chordata; Actinopteri; Pleuronectiformes; Cynoglossidae
Gene: pianp
Product: PILR alpha associated neural protein
Exons: 6
Coding region: 127-801 (224 amino acids)
Biological process (GO): regulation of immune response
Cellular component (GO): membrane
Source: RefSeq, a predicted model, not a curated record